Cyprinus carpio (common carp) is the source of this 3681-nucleotide messenger RNA. Its product is annotated as cadherin EGF LAG seven-pass G-type receptor 2-like. Gene Ontology annotation, biological process: homophilic cell-cell adhesion; cell surface receptor signaling pathway; G protein-coupled receptor signaling pathway. The coding region runs from base 1 to 3681 and encodes 1226 amino acids. Gene Ontology annotation, molecular function: calcium ion binding; G protein-coupled receptor activity. NCBI's taxonomy places the organism in Eukaryota, Metazoa, Chordata, Actinopteri, Cypriniformes, Cyprinidae. The record is from RefSeq and is a predicted model, not a curated record. The transcript has 5 exons. Gene Ontology annotation, cellular component: plasma membrane.
AUGCUGUUCACUUCCGCUCCGCUGUGUUUCACUGGUGACUCGUUGCUGGAGUUUACGCUGAGCUGCGAAAGCGGCGCACGUAGUGGUCUCGCGCAUGCGCACUGGCGCGUGGGCCGCGGGCCCUUUUCACGCAACAACCUGAGGAAGGUACUGCAGCGGGCCGCGGGCUCGAACUCGGGUCUGCUGAGCAGAAGGAAGAGGAAUGUCAACAAUAACCCUCAGUUCCAGCCUCCCAUGUAUCAGGUGUCCAUUGCAGAGAAUCAGCCAGCCGGGACUUUUGUUGUUGUUUUAAAAGCGUUUGACCCGGAUGAGGGUGAAGCUGGUAGGCUGGAAUAUUUCUUAGAGGCUCUGUUUGAUAGUCGCUCCAACAAUCUCUUCACUGUCGACUCAUCAAGUGGAGUCGUUUCCACCGUGGAGAUACUAGACAGAGAAACUAAGGACACGCAUGUGUUCAGGGUCACGGCGGUUGAUCGUGGAACGCCUCGACGUACAGCAAUGGCCACUCUCACCGUAACAGUAAGCGAUACGAACGAUCACGACCCUGUUUUUGAGCAGCAGGAUUAUAAAGAGAGCGUACGUGAGAAUCUGGAGAUUGGUUACGAGGUUCUAACUGUGCGUGCCACGGAUGGCGACGCUCCCGUUAACGGAAACAUUCUUUAUCAUUUGCUGAACAACAACAAUGGCACUAACGAUGUUUUCGAGAUCGAUUCUCGGUCUGGCGUUAUUCGCACGCGAGGACUGGUUGACCGCGAAAUGGUCGAUUCCUAUGUGCUUCUAGUGGAAGCCAACGACCAGGGACGGGAUCCGGGCCCCCGAAGUGCAACGGCGAGCGUACACAUCAUCGUGGAGGACGAUAACGACAACGCGACCCGCAGUUCAGCGAGACGCUACAUCGUCCAGGUUCCCGAAGACUUGACGCCCAACACCGAAAUCCUGCAGGUGACGGCGACAGAUCAAGACCGCGGGAACAACGCCGUGGUCCAUUUCAGCAUCAUGAGUGGCAACACAAGGGGCCAGUUUUACAUCGACGCCCAAACGGGAAAAUUAGAUUUGGUGAGUCAGCUGGAUUACGAGAUGAAUAAGGAGUACACGCUUCGCAUUCGAGCGCAAGAUGGCGGACGCCCGCCGCUCUCCAUUAUCAGUGGCCUAGUCACAGUGCAAGUACUGGACGUUAACGACAACGCUCCGAUAUUCGUAAGCACUCCGUUCCAAGCUACAGUACUGGAGAACGUUCCAGUUGGAUAUUCCGUCAUUCAUAUUCAAGCCAUAGACGCCGAUGCGGGAGAUAAUUCCCGUUUGGAAUAUCGUCUCACCAGACCACGCCCAACUUCCCCGUUCACCAUCAACAACAGCACCGGCUGGAUUGUCGUAGCAUCGGAACUGGACAGAGAGAGCGUGGACUUCUAUAGCUUCGGAGUGGAGGCGCGAGACCACGGAGCGCCGGCUAUGUCCUCAUCGGCUAGCAUCAGCAUGACUAUUCUAGACGUCAACGACAACAACCCUGAGUUCACGCAAAAGGCCUACUACAUGCGCCUAAAACGAGGACGCGUCCAUAGGAACGGGUGUCGUGUCACCGUGUCCGCCGUCGAUCAGGAUAUUAACAGCGUUGUUACGUAUCGAUCAAGUGGGAAUACAAGAAACAGAUUUUCCAUCCCUAGCCAGAGCGGCGGAGGCCUGAUAACCCUCGCUCUAAAACCGCUGGACUACAAGCUGGAAAGACAGUACGUCCUCACUGUAACGGCGUCUGACGGGACACGCUUCGACACCGCUAAGGUUUAUGUCAACGUCACGGAUGCCAACACACACAGGCCGGUUUUCCAGAGUUCGCAUUACACGGUCAACAUUAACGAGGACCGGCCUGUCGGGACGACCGUAGUGAUGAUUAGCGCGACGGACGAGGACACGGGCGAGAACGCUCGAAUCACGUACUUCAUGGACGACAGCAUCCCGCAGUUUAACAUCGAUUCGGAUAGCGGCGCGGUAACCACGCAGAUGGAGCUGGACUACGAAGAUCAAGUUUCCUACACGCUCGCCAUCACGGCUCGAGACAACGGCAUCCCGCAGAAAUCCGACACUACCUACUUGGAGAUCCUAGUGAAUGAUGUUAACGACAACUCGCCCGUGUUCCUUCGCGACCGCUACUUGGGAUCAGUCAUGGAGGACAUUCCCACCUUCACCAGUGUCCUGCAGGUGUCCGCGACCGACCGAGACUCGGGCCUCAACGGACGCGUCUUCUACACGUUCCAAGGUGGGGAAGACGGCGACGGAGACUUCAUCAUCGAGUCUACAUCGGGGAUUGUACGAACCCUGCGACGUCUUGACCGAGAAAACACGCCUGUUUAUAAUCUCCAAGCCUUCGCGGUGGAUAAAGGUGUUCCUCCGCUCAAGACGCCGGUUGAUAUCCAGGUGACCGUUUUAGAUGUAAACGACAACCCGCCUGUGUUCGAGAAAGAUGAGUUUGAUAUCUUCGUGGAGGAGAACAGUCCCAUCGGGCUCGUGGUGGCCCACAUAUCUGCGUCAGACCCAGACGAAGGCAGCAAUGCGCAAAUCAUGUACCAGAUCGUCGAAGGCAACAUCCCUGAGGUCUUCCAACUGGACAUCUUCUCCGGCGAGCUCACCGCUCUGACCGACCUCGACUACGAGACGCGUUCGGAGUAUAUCAUCGUAGUUCAAGCCACGUCUGCGCCUCUGGUCAGCAGAGCCACGGUCCACAUCAAACUCAUCGACAGAAACGACAACGUCCCCGUCCUCAAGAACUUCCAGAUUAUAUUUAACAACUACGUAACCGAUAAGACCAACAGCUUUCCGUCGGGUGUGAUCGGCCGGAUCCCGGCUCACGACCCGGACAUCUCCGAUCAGCUCCACUACAGCUUCCAGGCCGGAAACGAGCUGAAUCUGGUGCUUCUGAACCAGAGCACCGGAGAGAUCCGACUCAGCCGAGCCCUGGACAACAACAGACCGCUGGAGGCGUCCAUGAAGAUCUCCGUCUCGGAUGGCGUUCACUCGGUGUCGGCUCAGUGUCUGCUGCAGGUCACCAUCAUCACGGACGAGAUGCUCUCCAACAGCAUCACGCUGCGAUUGGCCGACACGUCGCAGGAGCGCUUCCUCUCGCUCCUAUUGGCUCAGUUCCUGGAGGGCGUGGCCCGCGUUCUCUCAGCGUCCCGUGAGGAUGUGGUGGUCUUCAACAUCCAGGACGACACGGACGUCAGCGCCGGCAUCCUGAACGUCAGCCUGUCGGUGGCGGCCCCGGGUCACGGGGUCAGCGGCGGAGGUCAGGUGGAGUUCUUGGGCUCGGAGGAGCUGCAGGAGCGUCUGUAUCUGAACCGCAGCCUGCUGGCACAGAUCUCCUCACAGGAGGUGCUCCCGUUCGACGAGCGACACAUCUGCCUGCGCGAGCCGUGUGAGAACUACAUGAAGUGCGGUGUCCGCCCUGCGCUGCCGCUGGUCCCCUCGAAGGAAGGCUUCAGCGACGGGAGAAAGGGUGGCCUACAUUUGCGCGAGACGGAGAUCGAUCUGUGUCAUUACUCCAAACCCUGCGGCGCUCACGGCGUCUGCCACAGCCACGAGGGCGGCUUCACCUGCCAGUGUCUCCACGACCACACAGGACCUUCACAACCCUUCAAGGUGCCCCCUACGGCCAUACCAGCGCUUUCCCACCUGUUUUCCUCUCCCACGCUCUAA